CAUACAGAGAUGGCAACAGAAGGGGAGCCGGGUGGCUUCGUCAAAAUGGUCCACCUCUUCCUUCUGUCCACAGCCUGGGGGAUGCAGUUAUGGGUGACCUUUAUAGCAGGGUUUGUCCUUUUCCGGGGGGUCAGCCGUCACACCUUCGGCCUCGUACAAAGUAAGCUCUUCCCCUUCUACUUCUACACCUUGCUCGGCUGCACAUUUCUGAAUCUGGCCAUCUUUGCGACGUACCACCCGUGGGAGCUGCUCAGUGCCAGGGAAACCAUCCAGAUCGUGCUGUUCUUCACCUGCCUCAUCCUGACUGCUGCAAACGCCUCCUGGUUUUCCCGGACCACCACGAAGACCAUGUUCAAGAUGCAGGAGAUUGAGCGGGAGCACGGGCUCGGGGCUGAAGUGGGGAUGUUGGCCCACCGGGAGGCUUAUCAGCGCCUGAAGGAGAAGGACGCCAAGUACCGGAGCCUGCGCCAGAGGUUCUUCACCUUCCACGGCCUGUCCUCCCUCUGCAAUCUGGCUAGCGUCGUCUGCACGGGUGUGAAUUUGGUGUGCCUGGCUCUGCAACUGGACAGCCUGUGA
Molecule: messenger RNA, 576 nt
Organism: Euleptes europaea (tarantolino)
Lineage: Eukaryota; Metazoa; Chordata; Lepidosauria; Squamata; Sphaerodactylidae
Gene: TMEM205
Product: transmembrane protein 205
Exons: 3
Coding region: 10-576 (188 amino acids)
Source: RefSeq, a predicted model, not a curated record